UUUGAGUAUAAUUACGUUUUGAUGCAAAUCAAGUCUUCAAACUGUUACUAACAGUUUUAGGGGUACUUGAGUUACUUUACACUAAAGUAACUUGAGUUACUUUAGACUAAAGUAACUUUUUUAGUACUAAAUAAAGUUGAGUACAAAAAAACAUAAGAAUGUUAAGUUAUUAUUGUACUAAACUAAACCUAUUUUUAAGGUUAUAAUAUUUAAAAAAUAUUAAUUUUAUUCUCUAUUUAAAAAUAAAUUUAUAAAACCAUUACAGACAUGCCUAAAAAAUGCUCAGUAGGUAAUUGUCGUGGAAAUUAUGACAGUGCAAAUGAGAAUGUUAAAGUUUACAAAUUUCCAAGUGACAAAGAAUUAUGUGAAAGAUGGUUAGCAGCUUUACCAAAUAAAAUUCAAUCACCAACAGACAAUAUGGGUGUUUGUGAUUCCAUCAGAUCCUCCUUCACUAUUUCCUGGGUGUUUUCCUUCAAUGUUACGACAAACAGGCAAAACAUUCCGUCAAACAAAUUUUGAAAAAAUUUCAAUUGAAUCAAGAAACUCAUUCUGUGAUGAACUCGAUUCUUUCAACAAGAUUGAUAAAAUAAAAAUUUUUGAAGUCAAACAGUUUCUUACAGAUGUAAAGCAGUGGUUUCCUGAUUAUUUUGUUGUUACAAAUGCAUUGGAUCUGUCUGUUUUUAAUAUGACAUUUUCGCGUCCACCAGAAACUAAUAUUUCUGUUACAAUCAAAACUCACACUCAACAGUUACAUGCUUAUGUCAAACACACACAAAUUCAUUGCAAUGAUAUUUUGGGGUUUUCUCACAAACUCACUCGGUGGUCGCAGUUAGAAGCAAUUAUUUCAAGAAUGAAGUCAUCUAAACCUGAAUUAAGCGAGGAACUAAAACAUUUAUUGCAAGAGAUUGAAUGUACAUAUGGAGAAAAAUCUGAUGAAAUAAAUUUUUUGAUUGAACAACUACAACUGCAGAUGAUGCCUGUGAGAGGCAAGCGUUACUCUACGCUAGUUGUACGACGAGCUUUAGAACUAUACCUUUCUUCAAGAUGCUGUUAUCGAAUUCUUUGUGAUACACUUUCACUCCCACAUCCAAGAACUCUUAAACUAAAAUUAGGCAGAAUCGGUGAAGUAGGAACACAAAAGGAAUGUGAAGAAUGUAUUAAAACCGUGUUUGAAACAUUAACUAUUUCGGAAAAACGUUGCUGCCUGCUAUUUGAUAAAAUGUAUGUGAAACCAAGUAUACGUUUUCGUGGAUGUCAUUUAAUUGGUUAUAGUGAAGACAAUCCUGCUGAAAUUGCCAAGACAAUUCUUUGUUUUAUGAUUAAGCCAAUGUUUGGAAAACCAGCUUUUGUGUGUCGUAUGGCCCCAGUUUAUAAGCUAUCUGGCAUUUUUGUACAAAAUUUAAUUGUUGAAAUCACACAGACAGUUGCUAAACUUGGUGGAGAAAUUUUAUGCCUUAUUUCAGACAAUCUUCCCACAAAUCGUAGCAUAUAUCAAUUUUUUGCUUUAAGUUUAAAUGAGCUAUGGCUUGGUAAUAUUUGCAACCAAAGUAUAAUAAUGCUUCAUGAUCCAGUGCACUUGUUUAAAUCAAUUCGAAAUAACUGGCUUACAGAAAAAACUGGAACAAUUCAUCUGACACUAAAUAGUCAAUUAUUUAAAGGGUAUUGGAAAGAUUUGGUAAGUUUAUAUGAAAAAGAAAAAAAUAAUGUUAUCAAGUUGACAAAUCUUUCAUACAAAGCUAUUCAUCCAGGUGUAAUUGAUCGACAAAAUGUCACCCAUAUGUGUGCUGUUGUUAAUGAGAAGACUGUAGCAGCCCUUAAAAUUUGUGAUUUUAAAGAGACAAGCGAGUUCCUUGAAAGAAUAUUAUUGAUAUGGAAUUACCUUAAUAUUAAACAAGAAGGUAUGGACAUACGUUUAAAUGAUCCAAAUAGAGCUUCAUACAAAAAUGUAAAUGAUAAACGACUUCAAGAGAUUUUGACAUUUGCUGAAGCUGUUGCAAAAAUGCCAGGAGGAAAGGGCUGGAAGCGGAACAAAUCAUUCACUAGUGAAACGAAAAUUUCUUUGUCGAAUAUGCUUUACGGAAUUGUAGAUUUAAUCCAAAAAUUGCUGAAUGAAGAUCAUCAAUAUGUUCUUCCCAGAAUAUUUCAGACAGAUCGGUUAGAAGGAGAAUUUGGAAUAUACAGGCAACUUUGUGGAGGCAGUUAUCAUGUUUCAGUUGAAGAAGUUAAAAAUAGUCUUCGUUUACAACGCCUGAAGUUGUUUAGUAAAUUGGAUGCUAUGGGUGUACCUAUUUCUCAAUGCUCAAUUAUUCAAUCAGAGUGUUGUCAAUUAGAUCUGAAUGAGGAUGACAUUAGUUAUCUUGAUACAUCUGUCUCUUCAAUUGAUGCAAUUUCCGAAGAAGAAAAUGCUGCCCUAUAUUACAUUUCGGGUUAUGUCCAGCAUAAAUUUUUACCAAGUAUUUCCGUAUCUGGUACCUUUGUUACCAAUGCAUCUGAGUUUACUGAGUUAGUAUCUCGUGGUCGACUAUGUCACCCUACUGAGGAUCUAUUUCAAUAUGAGAGAUAUGCGUAUUCUUUUUUAUUUUAUUACCUAAUGCAGAGAUGCGGUUCCAGUGCGUUAGAUACAUUUCUAAACUUUUUAUAUAUUUCUAUACAGCUUUACCUUUCGAUUUACAAGCAUUACCAAUCAACACAGUUGUUUCCACCAUUUUGAAUUGUUUUUUCAAGGGUCUAACGAAAUUGAAUGAAUCGUCAGACAAAGUUUCUUUAAAUAUUGAAGACCGCAAAGUUAAAAAGUUUUGCAAAUAAAUCAAACAACAUGCAAUAUGUGGUUAAAAUGGUUAUUUUUUAAAAUUGUUAACAUUGUUUUAACACAGAAGUUAGAUCAUUUUAGAUAAUCUACUUUUUUUGUUGUUGAAUUUUGAAAAUUCUUAUAUUUAUAAUUAUAUUUAUUAUUUAA
Messenger RNA from Hydra vulgaris (swiftwater hydra), 2956 nucleotides. RefSeq lists its product as uncharacterized. NCBI's taxonomy places the organism in Eukaryota, Metazoa, Cnidaria, Hydrozoa, Anthoathecata, Hydridae. The record is from RefSeq and is a predicted model, not a curated record.